AUGCUUGUUCUGUUAUAUUCGGAUGAUGAGAAACUUUUUGAUUCUCGAUGUAGAGCUACUGUUGAUAUAGUUUUCGAUCCUUAUCAUAGGAUGAGGGCGCAUGGGAAUAAAAAUGGUCAAGCAUGUAUUCUCUCUCAUAAAAACUCUUUCUCUGUCUCUUCUCUGAUUUGCCGGCGCUUCAAAACCCUAGUUUCCUCUAUAUCUCCAACGACGUGUUUGGUGGUAUCUUGGACACCAGUAAACCCCUCGAUUACGAAGGAUGACUAA
This is a messenger RNA of Ilex paraguariensis (yerba mate), 267 nucleotides long. The record is from the annotation of a GenBank genome assembly. Lineage: Eukaryota; Viridiplantae; Streptophyta; Magnoliopsida; Aquifoliales; Aquifoliaceae.